GCAAACGGAUAUGACACGAUGGAGUGUCGAUUGGGAUAAUACGUAACACAGCAUCGCACGCUUGGGAACUAACAGAAUCGAAAAACAAAUGCUGUCGUUUGGGUUGAUGAAAGGAUUUCACGCAGCGAAUUAUAACUUUAUGUUAAUAAUCGGCUAUGAUUUCCCUCGCAAUAGUAAUUGAGCAAUUUUCAGCCCGGAGCCUCGGGAAUUUUAAAGUGCUUUUGAAUCGCUGCAAAUCUUAGAUCAGCGUCUUCAAGCUUGGAAAGCAAACACUUCAGUGGGCUGGGAAAAAUCUUGACAGAAUUUGAUUUUGCUCGCCAGACAUGAUACGCAAGAGAUUGCCUAAAUCAGUGACCGUCUUAGUUGUCACCAUUUGCAUCAUAAGCGCCAUUAUCGUUAAGUUUUACAGCGGGGAAUCAGCGAAGGAGAAAUCAUUUACUAUCAGUACUGAGCAAGAUAUUCCUGGAGGAAAAAACCUGAUUGAAAACAAACCAAGGGAGAGCCAGAAGGGACAAAAGCAAGAGGAAACAAAACGUUGUAAGCCAAAAAAGAAUGUGGUUUUCCUCAAAACUCAUAAGACAGGGAGUAGCACUAUCACGAACAUUUUCAACCGUUUUGGCGAAAGAAACAAGCUUGUUUUUGUUGUACCAACAGAGAAACAAAAUCGGUUGGGUUGGCCAUGGUUCUUUCAAGAAGAACACAUGAUUCACUACGACAAAAUAAAGCCCAACAUGCUUUGUAGUCAUUCGCGUUAUAACCGAGAAGUCUUGGACCGAGUUAUGCCUGAAGACACUGUAUAUGUGACGAUUAUUCGUGACCCAGUGGCCCAAUUUGAGUCAACAUUCUCUUACAUGACAUUUGGGGAAAUACUGGGCAUUUCCAACAAAACAGACCCUUUAGAAGCUUUUUUUGAAAACCCAAAAGACGUUCUAGUUAAUUAUAUACUCACUCAAGAUCUUCGAAUAAACAGCGAUCGCUUGAAACUUAUUCGAAACGGAAUGUUCUUCGAUUUGGGUCUGGAAUCUAAAGAUUUUGACAAUAUGGAAGAUAUUCGACAAAAUAUUCAGCGACUGGACCGAGAAUUUCACCUGGUGAUGUUAAUGGAGUAUUUUGAUGAAUCACUGAUCAUGUUAAAAAAUCUUCUUUGCUGGGAUAUAGAGGACAUUGUUUAUUUUCAUCACAAUCAAAGAAAAGAGACUCAUAAAAGAAAUCUAACGAAUAAACUAGUGACCCGGAUUGAACAGUGGAGCAGUGCUGAUAAAGCAUUAUAUGAUUACUUCAAAACUUUGUUUUUUCAAAAGCUCAGUAACCAAACUCCGGAUUUCUUUCGUGACAUUUCUGUUUUAAGAACAAAGAAUGCUGGUUUGCGAGACAGGUGUUUAGAUUUCACAACCGAACACAACGGGGAUUAUCAAGAUGUUGAAAUACAAGGAUUUAAAAUCAAGAAAAAUUUGACUAAAGCAAUGGAGACUUCAUGUGACAAGAUGACUUGGAAUGAAGUCAAAUAUCUUGGGUAUUUCCGGUAUAAACAGAAAAAGUUAUUAGAGACUACAGAGUCACUGAGAACGCUUUGGGACUAUCUAGCCACUUUUGUGCCAUUUACAUGAUGCAUUAGACUUUCUAGUAAAAAUAACCUUUAUCUGCACGCUUAAACUGGUCUUUUUCAUGAAUUUCAGUGGAUUAAAUCUCUCGAGCUCA
Molecule: messenger RNA, 1698 nt
Organism: Stylophora pistillata
Lineage: Eukaryota; Metazoa; Cnidaria; Anthozoa; Scleractinia; Pocilloporidae
Product: galactosylceramide sulfotransferase-like
Biological process (GO): glycolipid biosynthetic process
Cellular component (GO): membrane
Molecular function (GO): galactosylceramide sulfotransferase activity
Source: RefSeq, a predicted model, not a curated record